Messenger RNA from Anolis sagrei ordinatus, 336 nucleotides. Lineage: Eukaryota; Metazoa; Chordata; Lepidosauria; Squamata; Anolidae. The record is from RefSeq and is a predicted model, not a curated record.
AUGCCAUACGGUGGUCCUUACUCUCCUCUUUGUUGUAGGAAAGCCGAAGAGUACCUACGCCUCUCCCAAGUGAAAUGCGGCCCUUUACUGACCCAGGUAUCCGCCACGAGUCGUGCCGUCAUCUGCCUGGACUUGGCUGCGGCCUUCACAAAGAACCCCGUGGACAAGAGUUAUGUGGUGACCCUCUCUGGCCUGAACAAGGCCACGUACCAGAGCUCCUUGAGGUCCUUUGAAAGCCUCCUUGGCCUGCGUUCCAGCCUCAGCCUCCGGGAUUUGGCCGUCCAGUUCUGCUGCCUGGAGGCGGUGAACGUGGCAUCGAAAAUACUGAAAAGGUAG